This is a messenger RNA of Pichia membranifaciens NRRL Y-2026, 1435 nucleotides long. RefSeq lists its product as hypothetical. The coding region runs from base 108 to 1163 and encodes 351 amino acids. The transcript has a single exon. The record is from RefSeq and is a predicted model, not a curated record. Gene Ontology annotation, biological process: intracellular signal transduction; protein phosphorylation. Gene Ontology annotation, molecular function: MAP kinase activity; ATP binding. NCBI's taxonomy places the organism in Eukaryota, Fungi, Ascomycota, Pichiomycetes, Pichiales, Pichiaceae. Gene Ontology annotation, cellular component: nucleus; cytoplasm.
ACACACACACACACACACACACUCAGAUACACACAUCGGCAUUUGGCACCAGACUACUGCACACAAGCAUUGCAUCUCUUCCAGCAUAUCAAACCCCCCGUCUCGCAAUGUCCCACACACAGACACAGGUCACGUUCAACGUCAGUGACUACUACGAAAUCAAGGAGAUCGUAGGUGAAGGCGCCUACGGUAUCGUCUGCUCGGCGCUGUACAAGCCCUCGCAGCAGAAGGUCGCCAUCAAAAAGAUACAACCCUUCGAGCGCACCAUGUUCUGCUUACGAACGCUCAGAGAGUUGAAGCUGUUGAAACACUUCAACCACGAGAACAUCAUCGGCAUCCUGGACAUCCAGAUACCCUACGACUUCGACAGCUUCAACGAGGUCUACCUCAUCCAGGAGUUGAUGGAGACAGACCUGCACCGCGUCAUCCGCUCGCAGAAGCUCUCCGACAACCACUGCCAGUACUUUAUAUACCAGACGUUGAGGGCCCUCAAGGCCCUCCACUCCGCAAACGUCUUGCACAGAGACUUGAAGCCCUCCAACCUCCUCCUCAAUUCAAAUUGCGACUUGAAAAUAUGCGACUUCGGCUUGGCCAGGUCUGUCGCUUCCCAUGAUGACAACUUCGGCUUCAUGACCGAAUACGUCGCCACCCGCUGGUACCGAGCCCCAGAAAUCAUGCUCACCUUCCAGGAGUACACCACCGCCAUCGACGUCUGGUCCGUCGGCUGUAUACUGGCAGAAAUGCUCUCCGGCAGACCCCUCUUCCCCGGAACCGACUACCACAACCAGUUAGCCCUCAUCAUAGACAUCCUCGGCACCCCAAAAAUGGACGAUUUCAACGCAAUCAAGUCCAGAAGGGCUAAGGAAUACAUCCGCAUGAUACCUUUCAAGAGGAAAAAAUCCUUCGCCGAGCUCUUCCCCAACGCCAACCCGGACGCCGCAGAUUUACUUGAAAAACUACUCACUUUCAAUCCAAAAAACAGGUUGACCGUAACAGAGGCCUUGGAACACCCGUAUGUCUCCUUCUACCACGAGCCAAACGAUGAGCCGAUCGCCGAAAAACUUCCAGAAGACUUUUUUGACUUCGAUAAAAAAAAGGACCAGCUGUCGAUCUUGCAGCUGAAGAAGAUGCUCUACGAGGAAAUAAUGAAGCCGCUCCGCUGAUCCAAAACCAGCUUCGUCUCUUGCCUCUUCAAACUCCAUUUUACAUAGACUCUCAUAUAUCUCCUCCCGUAAUACACUACGACCAGACUCGAAAACUCAUCCACAGCCUCCCAAGGGGAAGUUCUUCCCCAGCCUCUUAGGGCUACAAGGCAGAAGACGUGGAAAUGCAAGCGUCAGGGCUCCCCCACAAAUGGCCAUCGCCAAAAACUACGUUUGUGCUGGCGGAAACCAGACGGAGAAAGACGUCUGCAACACAGUGGGUGCAAUAAUUG